UCCGGUUGAUGGAACAGCAAUCCUUGAUGGUGGAGUAGCGAUGGGGGAAAUAUAUGGGUUCACGAGCAAAUUCAGUUCCUAUUCGAUGACACAGCUAAACGAAUUACUGGAGGACGAUGAGAAGCUCAGUGAAAUUGUUAAGGAGCUGGACGAGAUGCAGGAGAUGCAGCAGACUAAAGAGAUGACCAUCGCCAGUAACCGCAGUCUUGCAGAGCAGAACUUCAGCCUCCAGCCCAGUUUGGAACAACAAAAAAUGCAGCUAACCAAGCAUUACUGCCGUUUACAGGAGCUCUAUGAGGCCCACCAGCUCCGCAAAUGCACUCUUGAUCACCACUCAGGGAAAAGCUCGCUGGACACACUGUUGGCCCUACUACAAGCUGAAGGUGCCAAAAUUGAGGAGGAAACAGAGAACAUGGCAGACUCCUUCCUUGAUGGUGAGUUGUCUCUGGACACCUUCAUCGAAACCUAUCAGAGCAAGAGAAAGUUGGCUCAUUUGCGGCGUGUGAAGAUCGACAAGCUGCAGGAGAUGGUGCUUAAAUGUUUCCAGAUGCCACAAGCAUCCACAGAGCAUGGUAAUUCUCAGACGUCCACCUCCACUGCACCCUUCCAUGACCAGGUUAAUGGCUCCCCACUUGCUAUGAGGGCAGCACCUUCAACUUCAGCCCAUCAAACAGGGCAGCAGAUCACUUUACCCUACCCAGCAACUCCUUACCCUCCUGUCCAAAUGCCCAGCAUGGUGCCAUCCUACACAGGUCCACUAACGCAGUCGUACACACCAGCAUUUCCUCAGAGGCCUGGUCUUCCCCCGAGGACUGGCUUCAUCAUGCAGUGAAAUAAUACUCAAGCAUUUUUAUAUGUAAAUUAAUUAACCUGGGCAUUUACCCUGUUGGUAAAAAUGAAGUUUUAUGUAAGCACUUUGGUCUUGUACAGGUUUAUCCUCAAGUGUUGAUGGAUUAUUCUAAACUGUUCUUACUUUAUUAUUAUUAUUAUUAUUAUUAUUAUUAUUAUAAAUAUUUACCUUUAUCCACAAAAGUGACUAACAAUGUCCAACAAAAUAAAAAUAAAAAGUAGUCCUUGGAUGUUAAAACCAACAAAUAAUGGAACUAGCUCUGCAAAAAAUCCCCAAGUUUUACAUACGAGUGAAAUAGUGUGACCAGUUUAAAAUGAUCAGAAGUAUCAAAUCCUAAACUGAUCAUUAUAUACAGUACCAAUCAAAGGUUUGCACAUAUCUGUCAAUGGUUUGGAUACAAAUUUCAAUUCAUUUUCUACAUUCUAAAACAAUACUGGAUUUUUUUUUUUUCAGAAUAAAAUAACAUAUGGAUUAGGUAAUUAUGAAACAACAGUCAAUUGUUAUUUUAACACAAAAAGAUCAGCUCUUCUGGAACAGUUCUGGAACACUAUUGUCAAGUGCAUUUGCAAAACUAGUCAAGCACCAUGAUGAAACUGGCCCUCAUGAAGACCAUCCCAGGAAAGCAAGACCAAACUUAACUCUGCUGUGGAGAAGUUCAUUAACAGUUACCAGCCUCAAAAAUCACCAAUUAACAGCAGCUCAGAUUACAGUGUUAGGAAGGCUUUGCAGAGCAUAAGUAGCAGACACAUCUCAAUAUCAACUGUUCACAGGAGAUUAUUGCAUUGCAUAUUUCAAAUGCCUUUAGUAUUGUUCUGCAAUGUAGAAAAACAUACAAAUCAGGAAGGGUCAUGGAAUUAGAUGGUGUAUCCAAACAUUUGACUGGUAAUGUGCGCUGUCUGGCAAAAAAAAGUGGCACACUCCAAGUUUUCAUUGACUUAAGCUAUGAUUAUGGUGCAUGGUGUGAUGGUUGCAUUCAUAUGCAAACAUGAUUCCCUCAUGCUCACAGAUCCAUGCUCUCACAACUUGAAUCCUGGAGUAACCUGGUCAUUCAGUACAUUCAGGUCAUCAGAUGUCUUAAUUUUAUUGCCACAUAUCGUUGCUGGGCCUAGCUAGAUCUGACCAGCUGAAGCAACCCCAGAUCAUCGAGAUCAUCCAGAGGCUCCAGAGGCAUGAUGGAUGCAUUGCUUUAUGUGCUUCCCUUUUUACCCUGACACACCUUUUGCUUUGAAAUAGGAUUAAUCGGCACUCAUCAGACCAUAUGACCUUUUUCCUUUGCUCCAAAGUCCAAUCUUUAUAUUCCUUAUGCACUAACACGUGGUUUUCUUAUGGCCACAUAACUGUUAGGUCAAAAUCCCAGAGCAAAGAAAUGCUCUUACUUUCACUAUUUCAUAGCUGUAAUUUCUACUGUUAGUUUUUGAAACAUGCAUCUUUUCUAAGCAUUUAAGUAAUUCCCGUUCACAUUUUUUUUUCUUACCACAUUUCUUCCAUGAAGUUAAAGGUUCGGUACAGUCUUUAAAGGUUUUAAUAAUGUGUUGGACAGCUUUUAACCAGUUUCAGUCAUUUAAAAUCAUGUUUAUUGUUUUUCGUUACUUGAUGCAGACUAAUAAUUUGACCUUUUUAAAGUGGUGACUUUUUUUUUUUGCCCGAACAGUGUGUUUGUGUAUACGUCUAUACUUUCCUUAUGUAAUUUCCAUAUAGAAUUUACAUUUCCAUAUGUGUAUAUACAUCUAUAUACAUAUAGAAGUUCUCCAAAGUGAGUACACCCCUCACAUUUCAGCAACCACUUUCUUAUAUGUUUUCAAGGGACAAUACUGUAGAAAUAAAAAUUGGGUAUACUUCAGUAGUUGAUGUGCAACUUGUAUAGCAGUACAUAUUUACUGUCUUUUAACAAUAACUCAACAUGCAGACUUUAUUGUGUAAAUAACUGUCAACGAAAAUUUGUCCACCCUAAGUGAACCUGUCAAAACUGUGUCAAUAUUUUGUGUGAGCUCCAUUGUUCUCUAGCACAACCUUAAUCUUCCUGGGCAUUAAAUUUACCAUGUUAUUGCUGGGAUCCUCUUCCACUCCUCCAUAGUGAUAUCACAGAGCUGCUGGAUGUUGGACACAUGGUGCUUCGCCACUUCGCACUUGGGUGCUUAAUAGGGUUUGGGUCUGAAGAUAUACUUGCCCACUGACAAACACGUGAACAUUAACUAUAAGACAUGUGACUUUGCAUGGUGAAAGAUGUACAGCAGUUAUCACUUAGGGUGAACUCACUUUUGUUGCCAACUAUUUUAACAAUAAUGUUCAGUUAUUUUCAGAGGACAGUAAAUCUAUAUUAUUAUACAAGCUGCACAAUGACUACUCUAAAAUAUAUCCAAGUUUAAUUUCUAUAGUAUUGUCCUUUGUCUUUAAUGGCAUGCCAGCUUCUACUGCUAUAUUCAUGGCGAGAGUCAGCUUUUGUAUUCAGUAUUAUUCGAUAUUAAAAUAUUUAGUUAUUUAAUAUUAAAACUAGAUAAGAUGGUAAAGUAUUGUCCUUUGAGAAGAUAUACUGAAUUGUUUGCUGAAAUUAGAGGUGUGUACUCACUUUUGUGUGUGUGCAUGCAUGCAUACAGUGUGUGUAUGUGUAUAUAUGCAGUAUGUGUGCACACAUACACAAGCAUUUUGAGGAAAAUGUAAAUUAUAUAAGGAAGGAUUAUGCUGUGCAAGUAAGGAUAUAUGAUGCAUUCAAAGAAAGACACAAGAGCUAACCCAUUUGUGCUGGAUUUUGGAUUUAACUGGCCAGUAACCAAAGACACUUUACCUGCCUCUCUGAAGCAUAAGAUUUUAUUUAAUUUUAUUUUUAAGUCAUUGCCAUUCUAAUCUGUCUUAAAAUUGUAACAAAACAAUUAGAGGUAGCAGAAAAUUCAGCAUUAAGCUCUGAACCGAUCUGAUUCAAAUCAUGAAGCGUUACAUGACUUGUAAUGUUGUAAAUGGCAUUUGUACUAU
This is a messenger RNA of Clarias gariepinus (North African catfish), 3817 nucleotides long. It is a transcript of the gene vps37bb, whose product is annotated as VPS37B subunit of ESCRT-I b. Lineage: Eukaryota; Metazoa; Chordata; Actinopteri; Siluriformes; Clariidae. The transcript is spliced from 4 exons. Bases 41 to 832 code for a protein of 263 amino acids. Gene Ontology annotation, cellular component: ESCRT I complex. The record is from RefSeq and is a predicted model, not a curated record. Gene Ontology annotation, biological process: protein targeting to vacuole; protein targeting to membrane; ubiquitin-dependent protein catabolic process via the multivesicular body sorting pathway.